This is a messenger RNA of Phytophthora nicotianae INRA-310, 552 nucleotides long. RefSeq lists its product as hypothetical. The transcript has a single exon. NCBI's taxonomy places the organism in Eukaryota, Oomycota, Peronosporomycetes, Peronosporales, Peronosporaceae. The record is from RefSeq and is a predicted model, not a curated record. Bases 1 to 552 code for a protein of 183 amino acids.
AUGACAACCCAGUACGCUGCUUCCAUGUUGGCAAGUGUGAACGCACAACGUGCUGCCCAGGGACUCCCUGCACUCUGUUUGAACACUAAACUGAUGGCGGCGUCAAUGCGCCACUCGACUGACAUGGCCGCGAAGAAUUUUGUAAGCCACACGGGCUCUGACGGGUCUACCAUGUCGAUGCGCGUCACUGCUGCAGGCUACAAAUGGACCAGAGUGGCUGAAAACGUUGCUGCCGGUCAAUCGAGCAUCGCUGCUGUCAUGACUUCCUGGGUGAAUUCAGCCGGUCACCGCGCCAACAUUUUGGGCGACUACACCAUGUUCGGCACUGCGUAUGCCUACAACAGUGGCAGCACGUACAAGCAUUACUGGACGCAAAACUUUGGCAAGGGCAGCACCGAGUCGUGCAGCUACGAAGAUGUCGAGUACGAGGAUGCACCGACUCCAACUCUAAAUUCGACGACGGAUUCGGAUAACUCGACGGUGGUGCUUCCCAACGAGCCAGCCCCAGAAGUGAACACUCCUACUAAACUGGACAGCGAGGUGGUACUGUAA